Messenger RNA from Lactuca sativa (garden lettuce), 2083 nucleotides. RefSeq names its product cytochrome b561 and DOMON domain-containing protein At5g35735. The record is from RefSeq and is a predicted model, not a curated record. NCBI's taxonomy places the organism in Eukaryota, Viridiplantae, Streptophyta, Magnoliopsida, Asterales, Asteraceae.
CCCAAGUUCGUGUUUUAUCUCUCAGAAAUACUCGAUUUUGAUCAUCAAAAGUUUCAAAAAUGGGAAAAUUUGUACACUUUCUUUUUUGCAUUUUGAUAUCAAAUUCGAUCGUAUCUUUAGCUCAACAAGAUUGCAGUUCUUAUAACUUCAGAAACAACGAAAUCUAUGCAACGUGUGUGAGUUUACCUGUUCAAAACUCGAAUCUUCACUGGAACUACCACCCGACCAACGGCACCGUCGAUGUGGUUUACCGGCACACCGGAGUUUCAACGUCGACGUGGGUGGCUUGGGCUCUGAACAUAAACGGGUCGGGUAUGCUUGGAGCUCAAGCUCUAGUUGCUUUACCCAACUCAAACGGAUCGGUUCAAGGCUAUACAUCGGCGGUGACCAGCUACGGCACCGGGCUGCAGCAGUCUCCGUUGAACUUCGCCGUGCCGGCGAUCAGGGCGGAGAGGGUGAACGGCGAUGUUUUGAUUCAUGCGACUUUGGUUUUGCCUGGCGGGAGAACGAGUUUUAAUCAGGUUUGGCAGUCGGGUCCGGUUUCUAACGGAGCUCCGGGUGCUCAUGCUUUGGGUUCUGAGAACAGAAACUCGUUAGGAACGGUGGAUUUCAUCACCGGUCAGACUGGUGCCGGCGCCCCCGUUGGUGGUUCACUACUUCACCGGAGAAACACGCAUGGAGUGUUAAACGCUGUGAGUUGGGGAAUACUUAUGCCGAUGGGAGCCAUGGUGGCGCGUUACGUAAAAGUAUUCAAGGUCGCUAAUCCCGCCUGGUUUUACAUUCACAUCGCCUGUCAAGCCACCGCCUACGGGGUCGGAGUCGCCGGAUGGGGUACCGGACUGAAACUCGGCAGCGACUCCGAGGGUAUCAAGUACACUUCUCACCGGAACAUCGGGAUCACCCUCUUUGUCCUCGGAACUCUACAGGUAUUUGCGCUGCUGUUGAGGCCGAAGCCUGAUAACAAAUACAGGAAGUAUUGGAACAUUUACCAUGGCGGCGUUGGGUACACCGUCAUCACUCUCGCAAUCAUCAACGUCUUUAAAGGACUCGAUAUUUUGGAUCCGGAGAAGAAAUGGAAGCAUGCUUACAUCGGUGUUCUUAUAUCCCUUGGCGCCAUUGCAGCCAUCUUGGAAGCUUUUACGUGGUUCAUUGUUUUGAACAGGAAGAAGGAGGAGAAGCAGGUGAACGGCGCUCAUGGAUCGAACGGUUAUGGUCACAGCCAUGGCCAGCCGGCGUAAGGGAGUGGAGGACGGCGGAGCUUCAUGACUUGGUUGUUGCUCCCAGUUUUGGGUGGUAGUGAUAGUUCAUGUUUAUACAUCUGUUAUUGUUGAGGUUGAUUAUUGUUGGUAUUUAUAUUCUUUUUUCUCAUGGUUGUAAUUUUUUACUGUAUACAUAAUAGUAUAAUCUAGAUACAAAUGUAUUUGUAUGUUGAGAUUUACUUUGAAAAUUUAUGGAUUUUUAAACACAUUUGAUAAAAAAUAUUUACAUCCUAACCAAUUUUUCCAAAAUUUUUGAUAUUACAUUAUGUACAAAAAAACAUCGAAUUUUUUGAAUAUUUUUAGGGCAUCCAUAAUUUUUUGAAUAUUUUUAGAGCAUCCAUAAUGCAUUAAAUUUAGGGACGUAGGAUUUUACAGUAGGGGUUGUAAGGGAAAGUAAGAGGUUGGACGAUAGUUGAAAAAAUAAAAAUUGUCGAAAAUUUUUCCACUGCGUCCGGAAAAGUCAGAAGUUGUCGGUGCCACCCUCGACCCCCCCCCCCCCUAAUUCCGCCCCUGAUUAAAUUUGUUAGGGUGAAAACUCUUUCUCAAACUAGGGGUAGUCCAGUCUUUUAGCUGUGGACCUAGUACAUCUUGUUACUUUAAUAUGUUAUUUGUUUAUGUGUCGGUACUUUGGAAACUCACUAAGCUUCGUGCUUACAGUUUGGUUUAUGCUUUCAGGUACUGCAGUGGACAGUGGUAGGGCGAAAGCAUGACCAUACACAUCCUUGGUUUUACAACUGACUGGAUCUUGGGAGACUCUUUUUAAAUAAUGUUUUGAAAAUAAUAGUUUGUAAAAAGCUUUAUUAAUAAAUGAGUCACUUUUGAAA